Caenorhabditis bovis is the source of this 1527-nucleotide messenger RNA. The record is from the annotation of a GenBank genome assembly. NCBI's taxonomy places the organism in Eukaryota, Metazoa, Nematoda, Chromadorea, Rhabditida, Rhabditidae.
AUGUCAUAUGCAGAUUUAAAACCAGUACGAUUUGAGGAAAAUUAUCAUUAUUAUAAUGUUGCGUCUCAACUUGAAGCACAGUAUUAUCAUCCGGAGACCGCCCAACAUAGUGCCCCGACUAAUUUCUCAUCUCUUAUGCCUCAGCAAGAGGAAGUUUCUCUUUCUGCAUAUUUCACGCCGUAUCCAGAAUCAAAUCCGCUUCAAUAUAACCGAACUACGCAACUUCAACAAAGUAAUAAUCAACCGGCUACUCCAGAACGACCAGAUUCAAACUUAUCGGAUGUUAGUAACAAUUUGAGGAACCAUUGGAUGCCAAUGACAUGGAUAGAAAGAUCUGCUGACGAUCCUGGCGUUUUUAAUUUUGUCUGCCUUUGGGGCAGCUGUGUCGAAGUUAUGGCUACUAAAGAUCGUUUUAUUGAUCAUAUGUACGCACACAUAGAUCAACUGUCUGCAGAAAAAAUACAGAAUCCGCAAGGGUUAAGCGAAUGUAGCUGUCGAGUACGAGGUUGCGAGAAAAUAUUGUCUGAUCUCGAAAAUCUGCAGCGACACAUGACAAUGCAUAUAUUUCAAGCUGAUUGUCAACAAAAAGGUUCCGAAGCCUUGAUAGAAAGAGAAGAAUACGAAUCAAUUGAAUGCUGUGGAUUUGAACCGUUACUAAAUGUGCAUUACGAUGGAGAAGUGCUAGUUUGUCAGUGGGUGGAGUGCGGAGCACCGUUCACUUCUUUAACGGAACUUUUUGAACAUGCGGCUUUGCACAUUGAUAAUAUGGAUGAAUCUGACAGAGUUUUACAAGUUUUUGAUAACGGUGAAAAACAAGACGUGUAUCCGUGCAAAUGGGGAAAUUGCAGUGUAGUAGCGCAGCACAAGUCAAGUUUAAAGCGGCAUAUUCGACACCACAGCGGUGAAAAAGUGUUAGCCUGUCCAUUUUGUGCGAAAUUCUUUUCCCGGAAAGAUAAACUUUAUGAUCAUGUAAUUCGUCGGACCCUGUGCAUGAAUGACUUUGAAGAUCCAUAUGUUUGUAAAUUAUGUCAAAAGACUUUUGGAACCGAAAAAGCUUUGUGUAUGCAUGUAACUAGGCAUCUGGUUUCGGAGAGCUGUCCGCUGUGUGGCUUAUCUGUAGCAUCAAGAUCCAAUUUACACAGACAUCUUAUGGCAAAGCAUUCCAGUAGAACUCGAGAGCAUAAAUGUCCAAGUUGUGCUAAAGCGUAUUAUUCCGAAAGUGAACUAAGUAGGCAUGUCUUAAUACACACGGAGAACUCGUAUAACUGUAAAAUGUGCGAUGAGAAGUUUCGAUGGAAAAAACAGCUUUUAAAACAUAUGAAGUCUCAUGAUGAGAAUUUCAAUCCAAGUCCGUACAUUUGCCACUUAUGUGCAAGAACAUAUACAACCGGAUUUGCUCUUGGAAGACAUCUGACAAAACAACACAACUGUGCAGUUCCAAUUGGAUUUAGCAGAUUUACCUACAAGAAAUGUGCUGAUGGUUUGAUGCGAUUGCAGACAAAGAAAAUUUUUCGUUCCGAUGAAUAA